GGCACCUACGCCACGGUGUACAAGGGCCGCAGCAAACUCACCGAGAACCUGGUGGCCCUGAAGGAGAUCCGGCUGGAGCACGAGGAGGGGGCACCGUGCACGGCCAUCCGCGAGGUGUCGCUGCUGCGGGAUCUCAAACACGCCAACGUGGUGACGCUGCACGACAUCGUCCACACGCCCCAGUGCCUCACCCUCGUCUUUGAGUACCUGGAUCGGGAUCUCAAGCAGUACCUGGACGACUGUGGCAACGUCAUCAGCAUGCACAACGUCAGGCUGUUCCUGUUCCAGCUGCUGCGGGGCCUCGCGUUCUGCCACCGGCACAAGGUGCUGCACCGUGACCUCAAGCCCCAGAACCUCCUGCUCAGCCGCCGCGGGGACCUCAAGCUCGCCGACUUCGGCCUGGCCCGAGCCAAGUCCAUCCCGACCAAGACGUACUCGAGCGAGGUGGUGACGCUGUGGUACCGCCCGCCCGACAUCCUGCUGGGCUCCACCGAGUACUCCACCCAGAUCGACAUGUGGGGCGUUGGCUGCAUCUUCUCGGAGAUGGUGACGGGGCGGCCGCUGUUCCCCGGAGCCACCGUGGAGGAGCAGCUGCACUUCAUCUUCCGACUACUGGGGACCCCGACGGAGGAGACGUGGCCGGGGAUCGGGGCCAACGCUGAGUUCCGGGCCCACAAGUACCCGCUGUACCCGCCCGAGGGGCUGCGGCACCACGCCCCACGGCUGGACCAUGACGGUGCUGACCUGCUGGGGCAGCUGCUGCAGUUCGAGGGGCGACGGCGGCUGCCGGCGGCGGAGGCCAUGGCACACCCCUUCUUCGGCUGCCUGGGCCCGCGGGUCAGCGCCCUGCCCGACACCACCUCCAUCUUCGCCCUGAAGGAGAUCCAGCUCCAGAAGGAGCCGGGGCUGCGCACGAACCCCCUGCCCCCCCCAGGUUCUUCCGCCUUCCGGGUGCUCGACACUGAGUUCUGAUGCUGAGCAGCCUCUGGACUGCUGCUGCAACCUCCCAGGACCCCCCAAAACUGAGGGGGGGGGUGUGCCACAAAACUGGGGGGUGAUGCCCAAAAUAAGGGCUCACCCCAAAACUACGGGAGGGCCCCCUGGACCGGUAACGACGGCCCCCCAGACAACCCCCCGAAGAACUGCUGCUGGAUUUGGGGGGGGUCAUGUGGGACCCCCCCACUGGAGGGGGGUUUGGGGUCCCCCCUAUUUUUUUGGGGAGUUCCCUUGAGUCUGGGGUUUCUUCCCCCCCAAUUUACUUCGAGUUUUAUUUUUUCAAGGCAAUAUUAUAAAUAAGAGUCUAUAUGGGUCCCUCCCCCCAAGGGGCGGGGCUCAGAGGGGGUGGGGCACAGCAGGGCAGGGCCUGGCAG
This is a messenger RNA of Myiozetetes cayanensis, 1370 nucleotides long. RefSeq names its product cyclin-dependent kinase 16-like. NCBI's taxonomy places the organism in Eukaryota, Metazoa, Chordata, Aves, Passeriformes, Tyrannidae. Gene Ontology annotation, molecular function: ATP binding; protein kinase activity. The annotation marks the transcript as partial. Gene Ontology annotation, cellular component: synaptic vesicle; nucleus; cytoplasm. The transcript is spliced from 12 exons. The record is from RefSeq and is a predicted model, not a curated record. Gene Ontology annotation, biological process: exocytosis; neuron projection development; protein phosphorylation.